GUCACCACGUCUUGGCCUGUCGUGAAGAAGGGUAUUGGAUACUUCGAAAUCGGGCAUUGUCCUCUGUACAAAGAUCAACGCCGAACAGAAACGACUUUCGGCUGGAGGAACACAUACUAUUGCUACGAAACUAUGGCAGAGGGAAGUGUGAGCUUGGAGUCGACCCCAGGUGAGGAUCAAACCGAUCUGGGGGUCAUCAAAAGUCUUGAGAGCCAGGUCGAAAACCUGAAGGAUGAAAUGGAAAAGUUGAAGAAAAAAACCAAUGAAGAGAAAGAGCGCCAGAACAAAGUUAACGAGGAGCUCAACGAGAGAUUGCGAGACCAAUAUCGGAAGGAGAAAGAUGGCAUCGAGAAAGGUCACAAGGAAGCUAUCUUGAAGGUCAAAGCUGACCUUGAUCGGAAGUUAAACACAGCCCGGGAGGAGAAGCAGGAAGUGGAAAAGCUUUUGACAAAAGAGAGAAUGGCAAAGGAAAGUUUGUUGUUGGAGUACCAAAAGGAAUCGACGAAGAAAUCGGAGGAUUUUGAUGCGUUGAAGAAUGACAUGGAAACGAAGUUACGCCAGGAGAUCACAGACCUUCGACGAAUCAUAGCAAGUGAAGAAGAGGAACGUAAUAGAGAAUCGGAGGCUAGUAAACAUGAAUUUGUAGCUUUAAGGGCGCAGCUUGUUGAGUCCGAGUCAAAGUCUGUAGUUGCGAAAGAGGAGAAGGAGAGUUUAGAAGAGGAACUUCAGACAUUGAAGGCUAGGCUGGAAACGGUGCUAAAGAACCAAACCAGGCUUGAGCAGGUCAUCCAAACCAAGGAGAUUGAAAUCGAAGGUCUAAAAAUCGAGCUUUCUGAAAGAGAGAAAGCGUCGGCUGAGGGAAUAGGGCAAGAGAUGAGGAAAGAAUGGGAGGAGCUUAGAGAGAAGGCACGAAAAAGUGAAGCCGAUUUGAAAUACUGGAAGGAGACGGCUCAAGAUCUUGAACAGAAGUGCUUAAUGUGGAAGGCAACUAUACCAAGGAUUGAAGAGGACGUGAAGCGCGUACAAGAGGAAAAUGACUGCUUAAAAAAUGAACAUGAGAACCGUAUUGAAGGUUUAGUUAAAGAACACAAGGAGGAGAUGGCAGCUGUUCACGCCGAACAUGAACAAAGUCUCCACGUUCUACAACAAGAGGCGGAUGAUAUUGUAGCUACGGUGAAAGACGAAUUACUUGGUGAUCUUAAAAACGAGAAAGAGAGUUCUUUCGAGGACAAGGAAAAGUUGGUAGCGGAGCACGUGACUGCAAUCGAGGAGCUGAGGGCACAUUACGAAGCACUGUUAGUUGAAAAAGACAAGCAGCAAGCUCAGUUUGAGCAGAUUUCGGCCGAUCGGUUGGACGAACGUGAAAAACGAUUGAAUGCUGAUUCGAAGAAGACCAUUGCAGCCAGGGAAGAGAAAAUUGCUACCCUUGAGAGAGAAAUCAAGGAGAAAAAUGAGCAGUUGUUGACUAUGAGAGAUAAACUCAAUCAAGAGUACAUCCAGUCAGCUGAGCUCGCCCGCAGAGAGCAUAACGAGCAGAGGGUAUCUCUCGCAGAGGAAUAUGAGAGGUCUAGAAAUGACAUCAAGCAAAAUAAUGAGAUUGUUUCUAAGAAUUUAGAAGAUAGGAUAGCUGAGUUGAAGGCCGAGUUGAGUGGUUGUCGGGAUGAGAUCAAAAGCGAAGUUGCUAGACUAACCAAAGAAAAGGAGGAUGCUCUUGCAGCAGCCAGGGAGGAGCUACAAGACCAGUGCAAUGAGUUUGAGGGGCGCAUCAAACAGCUUGUGGACAAUCACUCCUCAGCUAUGGAGUUGGCGCGACAGAACCAUGUUACACUGCUUGAAAAUCUCAAAGAGGAAGCAUCGCAAACAAAAGCUGACGAAUUGGGCAAAAUGGCUUGUGAUUAUGAAAAGAAGUUAGACUCGGUUUCGGAGGAGCGGGAAAACCUUAAAAGCGCGCUAGGAGAGAAACACCGUCAAAGCCAGAGGGAGAUUGAAAAUUUGAUGGGGUCUCAUGAAGAGGUUAUGAGAGAGGAAGGGGAGAAGCAGAAGAAUUUUACGAAGCUUUUGAAAGCGCAGGCUAAGGAGUCUUCUGAUGACAUGAUACGAUUCUUGAUUGGAAGCCACUCGACUGAGAAGCGUGAUCUUGUGAAUGAAUUGGGUAAAUCUAGAGAGGACGUCAAGACUGCGUUGGAGACCAAGGAUAGGGAAUGCAAGGAGCAGCUAGCGGUCUUACGUGAGGAGUUUCGAGAGGAGACUCUGCAAGCUGAAAAAAGGCGAACACAAGAACUGAAUUGCAAAGCCCUGGAGUGGGGGAAAAGGGAAGGUGAACUGGUACAACUCAUCGAAUCUUUGAAAGCUUUAGUUGCGAAACUUGAACAGAAGCAUGCCACAGAGGAAUCCGAGGAGAUCAAAAGACUGGAACUAGUUUCUGGAGGACUCGAGAGUGAAAUGGAGAAGAUGAAAAAGGAGCAUGUAACUGAUGUUGGGGAAUUGAGAGCGAAAUUCUGGGAAGAAAAAAGGAACUAUGAGUCGGUGGCUCAGGCUGAGCGUGUUGAAAAUGACAAGAAGCACAUGAACGCUCUGUGCAGUCUCGUGGAGGAGGUGAACAAGUCGCAGGGAAAGUUAGACCAGAAGGAACAGCUCGCGGAAACAUUGAGGGCGGAGGUUAGGCAGUUGGAGAAUUCGUCAAAGGAUUCUGGGGCUUUGAAAAAGGAGCUUGAGGGAAAGAUUGAGCAGCUUGAGGGAAAGAUUGAGCAGCUUCGAUUGGAUGUGGCGGCCAAGGCCGAGGAGUUUAAAGCGGUUGGAGAGGAGAGGGACAGAGUACAGACGGAAAUUAAAGAGAAGCAGCUAGAGGUCACGAAACUACUGGGCCUGGUCAGCGGUCUCAGGGAAGAGAAAGAGACGGAAAGAAAUCGUGCAGAUAGCGCGCUUGCAGAAUUGCAGGAUGUCAAUUCGGGUUUGAAAUUAGACAAGUAUGUCCAGACAGAGAUUGAAUCGAGCAGCCAAAAUGGUGCUGGUAGUACUUCAAAGACGAAGAAGACGGUUGUGAAGAGAUUGUCCAAGUUCUUCCACCGGAAGCGUAAGCCUCAGGUUAAGAGGGUCAGCAGUACAUGUAUUUCGAGGAGGGUAUCAAGAAGGGCAUCAGUCUCCAAUGAGAAGUUGGGGGAGGAUAACGCUUGGAUGAACGGAGGUCCCGGGAUAGAGGUUCGUGACACUGCAUCACUCUUAAACGAAGCUGCUGGAGGAAAGAGUGUUGCAUCUUAAAACGUUAAUCUUCCGUUUUGGAAAUUUCCUUCACUGACGGACAGUUUUGAUGGGCUGCUAAAGUUAUUACUUCGAUUCUCAUUUGCUAAGUACUUGUCACAUGUGUAUCUUUUUCUACACUUAGUUGCAAGAGAAAUCGAGGAAGUUUUCAAAACAAGUCGUUGAUGAUGUACAAUAUUUUGUACUUCUUCGUUCGUAGCUCUUCGUUCGGCAUGCGAAACCUGCCUUUUAUAAUAUAUCACAGCAAUUGGUACAUGUUUUCGAUAGAGUGCACCCUGUAGAGAUGACGGAUCUAUAUUUCCUGAUCAAAUGGUGCCUGUAAAAAAAUCCUACUUAAAAUCAGUUCAAAAUCACUUGAAAACAGUUCAGAGCUGCGACUUUCUCCUCAGUCAACGUCGAACUGAGGUCUCCGACAAGAUUAAUUAAAAAAACUAAUUCAAUGAGAUUAUAACAUAAAUUGAAUGUAUAAAUAUCCAUGGAUACGAAGAGUUCAGAUGCAAAAACCAAUUAAGUACAUUUGAGGUUUUGCAAACUUUCUGCUGUGAAUGAAAUGGUUUUUGUAUUCAAAAUGACGUCUCUUUGCAGGAUUAACAUACGGAUCGUGCGGGUUUCCCUUGAAACGGUCCCGUAUAUAGUAUGUGGGGCCAGGGUAUCCCCAGCUACGUUUCGCCACAGUUAAACCUUAUUUUCUUCGGAAUGGCCUUUAAAGUAUUUUGCAUCUGAACUCAUGAGCAUUUUAUAGUAAUCAAGAUUUAACUGAAGGUUUAAUACCAAAAAAUGUAUUCUUUAUCGCCAAAGGGGUGAUCGCUUAGUGUUUAGUUCAACUAAUGUAAUGUCUUUCAGUACUUUUGUGGUGAUUUUAUCCACAUUCUGCAUACAUAUUAAUCAGAGCACCGCAUGACAUGACGUUGUGAUACAAUAAAGGUGUACGCCGUUCGUAAUUACUGGUGGUCCAAGAAAAUAGAAAUGCAGUUAUACAUAAUGCUGUAGUACAGUUAUUAUGCAUACGAAUUUGCUGAAACUUGGUAUUUUUAGUAUGUGCAUGAUGUUUACACAACGGCAAUGCUGAAAUUUAGUACGUAUUUACGAAAUUUGAAAUUUUCAGACUUCAGUUUCAAAUUUCAAAUUUUCAACGAACGGCGUAGGCCUUUAAACACGUAGUUGCUUGCCUGCCGGUCUGUCUCCUGUGGUAAUUACCCUUAAUAAAGUACUUGAAUCCAU
Molecule: messenger RNA, 4479 nt
Organism: Lineus longissimus
Lineage: Eukaryota; Metazoa; Nemertea; Pilidiophora; Heteronemertea; Lineidae
Product: golgin subfamily A member 4-like
Exons: 3
Coding region: 133-3258 (1041 amino acids)
Source: RefSeq, a predicted model, not a curated record